AUGGGCUCUCUUGAUCAAGUACAACUCUCAUUGUGGCGAGAAGAAAGGGAAACCGUGAAAGUUAUCUGGACUCCAUCGCAGGACUUUAUUAUCGAACUCACCAUGGACUCCACAGAACCCCGAAAAUACCAUCAAUUGACAAGCAUUUCCUCACGCCUACAUUCAUCCCUACGUCUUGGGCCUUCUGCCAUCGAUAAGGCGCAUUUAAUUAUUACGACGCCAGUUGUGUGGCAGAAAGUCCACGACGGCGACGAUAUGGUCAAGGCUGCCAUCAACUUGCUAGACAUCCCUGUUUCACUUUCGUUCGCCCUCUCUCAAGCUUUGGUUGCCCUCUCUUCAUGUAUGAGAGGUGAAUUGCCAAUUCAGGAAUGGGCACAUGGUUGCGUUGUCCUGCCGCCGAGAUCCCGAUUGCCGGUCGUUCCUCCAUUCAGCCAAAAAAAAAAUUAUGGAAACUUUCCCUCCACGUUCGAUUUCGAGAGGGAGUCUUCAAAUGAGAGACCAUUUACCAAUCUGGGUACCGCAAAUGAAGUAGUCGCCAGUGUUCUUCGUUUCGUUUUGCGAGGAACACGAGCACCGCCUGCUUUCGGACGCACAAAACCACCAAAGAUGCAGGGAAGACAGGACAAACUGAGCGCACUGCUACUGGUCAUACCAGCAAUUAACCAGACGGCCCGCGGGACAUUUGAAUGCCGCAUCCUAAACCACAAUCCCUGUUCGACGCGAAUGCGGCUCACCGGUUCUCUGUUCAACAGGAAGUUUUGUGCAGACACAACGAAAGCGUCUAGGUCUCUUUACUCACAAAGGCGAGCAGACGAGUAUUUAUCAUGUAAAUUCGAGCUCCAUAUCAUCGGGAGGUACGAUGGGGCCAAUGGGGCCAAUGCUAUGUACCGGCUGCAAAAUAUCUUACUUGAUCGCGAUAUUCCAAUUAUAAUUCAAGCUAAGACCAGAAGACUUACUCGGACGCGGAUUCCGCGAGGCAUACGCCGAAAAUAUCGCAGAGCCUUCGGGCAUACAAUUUACCGCAAGAGCAUGAACACCAAGAGCCAACACUACAUGAAGGAAUCUUCCCAUUCUGCGGCUAUGCUGCUAGUUGGACAGUCUCGAUCAGACGACUUGUUAGUCCUUGCGAGGACUCUUGGGCAGCGUACCCAAUUCCGCACACAACCUCCGAGAAGGCCGCAGGCAAGAACGAGCCCCACAAGCGGAGAUCUAAGUCCUCCGAUGCUGGAGCCCCCAACACUCGUCUUCCGCCAGAUAUGUUGCCUGAUUCAGGCGUCCUCGUUGCCUUGUUUCUCUACAGAACAACUUAAUUACACUUCCGACUUAUUCCGGCGUCUCCGGCCUUCGCGAUGUGAAAUAAGGAAAUCCAUGGAAUCCGUGUGCGAAAAGAGUCACAACAAAGUUUCAGUCAAUAACCCCGCUUUUCGCCAUCCACUGACCCUGGAACCCACGCUCGGCUUCCAGAAUGGGCCUCAGUUAGUUCAUUUGCCAGUCAUCCGACACGGACUACAGAAUUCAAUCGGCAUCAGCAAGGUUCCCGAUAGCGGAGCUGCAUCCAAGGGUGGUGUUACUUUACAUCCUUUUACGUUCCUCAAAGCCACAGAAAACGACGUGUACCUGCCAGUUAUGAACAUUGUGCAACAUUUACUCUCUCCUCGCCAACAAGGCAAAUGCUUUCGAGCGGGGGGUUCGGGGCACAAUCAAUCACGCCGCCUCACUGCGAGAAUGCGCAAAUAUGCAGCGACAGGCCUGGGUAAUUACAAUAGGAUGUCAGCCUCGAUAUCGAAGUCAUACUCUCACCUGAAUCAUAAGACUUGCUCUCAAUUCCUGGAUUCUUCAGCUCGGUGGAGGGGUGCCGUAAGCCUCAACCCAGGCCUUUGGGUUCCGCGCUCAGUCGAUCGAGGCUAUCGUCCUGUGUACAUAGGCAAAUUCUUCCACCCGCUUUCCGUCGUAGGAGGACAAAACCUUGGGCCUUUUUUCGCAUCUAACGAAGGGACUCAAUGCCUCACAAUAUCCAGCCCCAGUCAGCAUUGUCCAUGCCCUCCCCUGAUUCGUUGGCAGAAAGAGCUCCGAUGCCCAUCUGCCUCUUGCCUUAGUCGGGUCACCGCGAGAAUGGGACAUGGAUUUCCGCCUUGUUGCUUGUUCGCGCCAUCUCGGCCCAAAUCUCUCGCCUUGAAGUGCCCCGGAGGCCGCCCUCCCCUUCAGGUUUCCUGCUGGCAUGAGAUGACACGUUGCUUCAUCGGCCCAACUAUCAUCUUCCAGUUUAAGAAAAGUCUAAAUCAUCAAAUGCGCUCUACGCUAGCUCACCAAGCCCCAAUGUCCGCCUUCAGGAGAGUGAAGUUGAGAUGCGGCACAGGAAAUUCUAACUCAUUUGACAGUACUGCCGACAGUGUUGUCUAUGCACAUAGAGAGCCACAAAUUGAUACACAAUAUCAGGACGCGGGUCAAUUCCAGGUAUUACGGCCUCCAAGAACUCUAAUGGGCCAAGGAGUGCUUUUUGUUUUUGAUGUUAUCGUCCACUCGUCAAUCGUUCAACUUUCCAGCUCCCGCCUGACGAAAGAUCUGAUAAUAUAUCCAAAAUUCAAAACGUGUCCCAGCUUGUCCAGCAAGAUCCAAAUUGGUUCGAAUUUCAAUGAGCGUCGUGUGGUCGUAUUAACGAGUGAAUCCCCAGGCUUUCGAGUUGUUCGACGAUGA
Lindgomyces ingoldianus is the source of this 2694-nucleotide messenger RNA. RefSeq lists its product as uncharacterized. The record is from RefSeq and is a predicted model, not a curated record. Lineage: Eukaryota; Fungi; Ascomycota; Dothideomycetes; Pleosporales; Lindgomycetaceae. The transcript has 17 exons. The coding region runs from base 1 to 2694 and encodes 897 amino acids.